GUUUAGUUAAUCCGAGCUUCCGAAGCAAGAACGUAACAAUCAUCAUUUCAGCAGCAUUUGUAUUUAAGUCCUCGGAUGAUCAGCCAAGUAAUUGUGCCCCCAAACAGCUAGAGAAGAUGAUGGGCGGCGUGGGAGUGCUGCUCUCGAGUUGGAUAGAGGGCUCGCCGUCCUUCUCUGCAGUGUUCUUCACCUUGGCUGCUCUUGUCUUCGCGGUCUACUUCUACGAGCCGUCAUGGCGGGUGCGCAGGGUCCCCGGACCGCUCGCCUUCCCUCUCAUCGGCCACCUGCCCUUGCUGGCUAAGCACGGCCCAGAGGUGUUCGGCGUCCUCGCUGAGAGAUACGGGCCAAUCUACAGGUUUCACAUGGGCAGACAGCCGUUGGUUAUGGUAGCAAGCCCUGAGCUCUGCAGGGAGGUAGGCAUUAAGAAGUUCAAGAGCAUCCCCAACAGAAGCAUGCCUAGUCCCAUCCGUUGCUCACCUAUUCACCACAAAGGCCUCUUCUUCACCAGGGACACAAGAUGGCAAACCAUGCGGAACGUCAUCAUCUCCAUCUACCAACCGUCGCACUUGGCAAGCCUGAUCCCAGCCAUCCAACCUUACGUGGAGCGGGCCGGUCGUCUCCUCCGCCAUGGAGAGGAGAUCACCUUCUCCGACCUCUCCCUGAAGCUAUUCAGCGACACCAUCGGCCAGGUCGCCUUUGGGGUCGACUUCGGCCUCACCAAAGGCAAAGGCGCCGAGGCCGAGGAGAGCAUCCCCGACGGCUUCAUCCGGAAGCAUUUCUACGCCACCACCGAGCUCAAGAUGGACCUGUCGGGCUCACUGUCCAUGUUGCUCGGCAUGGUGGCGCCGCUGAUGCAGGAUCCCGUGCGGCAGCUCCUGCUGCGCGUGCCGGGCUCCGCCGACAGACGGAUGGAGGACACCAACUUGGCGCUGAGCGGGCUCCUGGACGGGAUCGUGGCGGAGCGGGCUGCGCUGCCGGAGCUCGAGAGGGGGCAGAAGAACUUCCUCUCGGUGCUGCUCAACGCCAGGGAGAGCACCGAGGCCUUGAGGAAUGUGUUCACGCCCGACUACGUGAGCGCGCUCACGUACGAGCACCUGCUCGCCGGGGCCGUCACCAUGUCCUUCACGCUCUCGAGCCUCGUGUACCUGGUGGCCGCGCACCCGGAGGUGGAGGAGAAGCUUCUCCGGGAGAUCGACGCGUUCGGGCCCAAGGACGUGGUGCCCAGCGCUGAGGAGCUCCACAACAAUUUCCCCUACCUAGAGCAGGUCUUGAAGGAGACCAUGAGAUUUUUCACCGUGUCUCCGCUAAUUGCAAGGGAGGCAUCCGAAGAUGUUGAAAUUGGAGGCUAUCUCUUGCCCAAGGGCACAUGGAUAUGGUUGGCACCAGGCGUGCUAGCAAAAGACCCGAAGCAGUUCCCGGACCCUUAUGUGUUCCGUCCCGAGAGGUUCGAUCCUGAGAGCGAGGAAUGCAAGCAGAGGCACCCCUACGCCUUCAUCCCCUUUGGCAUUGGUCCUCGGGCAUGCAUCGGACAGAAGUUCUCCAUGCAGCAGCUCAAGCUCGUCGUCGUCCACCUCUACCGCCAGUACGUCUUCAGGCACUCACCAAAUAUGGAGGCCCCCCUUCAGUUCCAGUUCUCCAUUGUUGUCAACUUCAAGCACGGUGUCAAGCUCCAUGUCAUUGAGAGGAAUGCAUGAUGUGUGUGCGACAAGUGGCGUACAAUAAGCAUGCCAAAUGGACUGCAUAUAUAGGGCCUGUUUGAUUUACAACCAAAAGUAGCCUCACCAAAAAAUUGUCUUGCCCAUGAAAUUUGGUUGGUGUUUGGAUGGACUCCAAAAUUUUGGCUCGCCCAGCCCAUCUGGGGCGCGCCCGUGCGUUUCCACGCGAAGUAUUGGCGAGUCGAGGGCAAUAAAAAGCUCCGCCAAAGAAUUGACAACGCCCCUCACCCUCUAAUCUCUGGUGGCCCACAACCCGUUCUUCUCAAGGGGUGCCUAACGAACACAGAAAAAUACGGUUUC
This is a messenger RNA of Brachypodium distachyon (stiff brome), 2015 nucleotides long. Its product is annotated as cytochrome P450 711A1. The transcript is spliced from 5 exons. The record is from RefSeq and is a predicted model, not a curated record. Bases 117 to 1694 code for a protein of 525 amino acids. Lineage: Eukaryota; Viridiplantae; Streptophyta; Magnoliopsida; Poales; Poaceae. Gene Ontology annotation, molecular function: iron ion binding; oxidoreductase activity, acting on paired donors, with incorporation or reduction of molecular oxygen; heme binding.